AUGAUUUCACGAAAACCGAUUUUUCAAAAACCUGCGGAUGAUAUUCUUUACCCAGUUAGAAACAAAAAUGGGGAGAUUGAAACACUGGUAAACCCUAACAUAGAUACAGCCUUAACAACAGAUACAGAUUCUAAAACUAAUGUUGUAUAUAAUCGCUAUCACCACUUACCUUUAGAAACACAAAGGCAGAGGCUCCCUGUCUUUCAAUACAGAAACCACAUAUUGUAUUUGUUGGAGAAAUAUCAGACCUUGAUAUUAAUUGGUGAAACGGGUUGUGGGAAGUCUACUCAAGUGCCACAGUAUGUUUACGAAGUGGGUCACAAAGUGUGCGUGACCCAGCCUCGUGUCACGGCGUGUGUGUCGCUCGCGUGUCGCGUCGCUGAGGAGAGAGGGGCUACACUCGGUGAAGAUGUUGGUUACGCUGCCGCUAUGACAUCCUGCAGGACGCCGGAUACUGGCAUCGUGUUUAUGACAGAAGGAGUUCUGCUGAGGGAAAUGUUCGCGUCACCACUUCUAAUGCAGUACACCUGCAUUGUGCUAGACGAGGUCCACGAGAGAUCCCAAAUGACGGAUGUUUUGAUGGGGCUUUUGAAGAAAAUAGCUAAGAAACGGAAAAAUUUGAAAAUCGUCGUCUCCUCGGCGACAAUGGAUGCCGAGUUUCUGAAAGAUUUCUUCAAUUUAGGCGAUAAGAACAGCCAUACGAACACAUCUGUCAUUAUGUCCAUGCAGGGAAGGACGCAUCCGAUCGACGUGUUCUACGUGGAAGAACCAGUAGCGGACUAUGUAAAAGCGACCGUAGACACAGUCAUCAAAAUACACGAAAACCAGCCGUUUGGGGACAUUUUGGCAUUUCUGACUUCACAAGAAGAAAUCCUCGCAGCACUAGAUACUAUACAAAUAUACGCCGAAGAAAAUAACGAAAAGAAUAAAUAUCGUAAAAGUUUUUCGAGCGGUAUACAAGCGGCGAAUCUGUCAGUGUUGCCAAUGUACGGGAGUCUCCCGCUCUAUCGGCAAAUUAAAGUCUUUCAAAUGGGAGACAAGAAUGUCAGGAAAGUCAUACUGGCGACUAAUAUUGCCGAAACCAGUGUUACCAUACCGGGAAUUGUUUACGUGAUCGACUGCGGGUUCCACAAGCUGCCCUACUUCGAUCCGGUGCUGGGCGUGGAGUGUAUGUCCGUCUGUCCCGUCUCGCGACACAACGCGACGCAACGAGCCGGCCGGGCCGGCAGAGUGGCUCGGGGGAUGUGCUACAGACUGUACACGGAAGCGGAAUACGAGAAGUUGCCCGAGAGCGUUCCUCCGGAAAUGUCUCGGAGCGAUUUGUCCUCGCUUCUGCUGCAGCUGAAGGCUCUGGGCAUUCACAACCUGCUGAGAUUUACAUUCCCGACUCCUCCGCCGGCCAAGAGCCUUCUGUCGGGGUUGGAGACUCUGUACGCUUUGGACGCGAUAGACAAAGCCGGGAACCUGACCGAGGCCGUCGGGAACAAAAUGGCCGAACUGCCCCUCAGGCCCAUGUGCGCCAAGAUGUUGUGUAAUAGCGGUGAAUUCGGUUGUGUCGACGAAGUGCUCUCAAUCGUGGCGAUGCUGCAGGUGGAAGGCGUCUUCGUCAGACAGGUCGCGGGGAAGGACAAGAUGACUGCGAGAGUUGUGAGGCGGAAUAAUUUUGAGGUGGUCGAAGGUGACUUAAUUAUGUACUUGAAUGUGUUCGAAUCUUACUCGAAAGUUAAAAAUACACAGAGAGAUGAAAAGUUGCAACGGAAGGCUUGCAAGGACUGGUGUCAGAAGAUGUUCAUCAAUUACCGGGUUAUGGAAAAGGCCUGUGAAAUAAGGAAGAGCUUGGAGAAAUUGAUCAAGGAAAACUUCAAAAUUGAAAAUAAAGAAUUCGAAGGUCUCGACUUAGGAACCGCCAAAAGCCGGCGCGUGAUGAAGUGCGUGGUGUCCGGUCUGUUCCCUCAAGCGGCCUCUCUCAGCGUCGAGGGCUCCUACAAGGGAAUCCGAGGGGCGAAGCUCCACAUCAGCCCCGAUAGUUGCCUUUUUCACGUUCAACAGCCCACUUGGGUGGUGUUCGCGAGCGUGCAGAGCACGGGAGACAAGGUGUUCAUGAGGGAGAUGAUGACGAUCGAGAAGGAGUGGCUCCUGGAGAUCGCCCCCCACUUCUACACCCACCUCUGA
Molecule: messenger RNA, 2172 nt
Organism: Pieris macdunnoughi
Lineage: Eukaryota; Metazoa; Arthropoda; Insecta; Lepidoptera; Pieridae
Source: the annotation of a GenBank genome assembly